Molecule: messenger RNA, 1889 nt
Organism: Microtus oregoni (creeping vole)
Lineage: Eukaryota; Metazoa; Chordata; Mammalia; Rodentia; Cricetidae
Gene: Faim2
Product: Fas apoptotic inhibitory molecule 2
Exons: 12
Coding region: 380-1327 (315 amino acids)
Biological process (GO): negative regulation of apoptotic signaling pathway
Cellular component (GO): Golgi apparatus; endoplasmic reticulum; membrane
Source: RefSeq, a predicted model, not a curated record
GGUAGACAGCAUCAGCUGGUCGGGUGUCAGGAGUCCUGGUGCCUCUUCCCACCCCCGCGGGCCCAUCCAUCCACCUGCUGCUCCACACUGCAAUGAUCCCCGGUCCCCUGGGUGGCUGAAGCAUGUGGGAGGAAGCAAAGGAGGUAAAACCCGCAUGUCUCGCCUGGGAUCUCAAGUCCGCAGUCUCCUGCAUCCAUAAGCAGCAUCCUCCAAGGCCCUCACCCUCCCCCUGUGUGCGGAUGGUACGCUCCGGUAAGCCUGGCUGGGCUGCAGUGGAUGUUGCUAGAAUCCACGCGGAGGAAGGAAGAGACGCAAGCAGGCUGCGGUGACCCAAGCGGCCACCCCUACUUCAAGGACCCCUUCCUUGAGAGACGACAUCAUGACCCAGGGAAAGCUCUCUGUGGCUAACAAGGCCCCCGGGACUGAGGGGCAGCAGAAGACAAAUGGCGAGAAGAAGGAGGUUCCAGCAGUGCCCUCGGCGCCGCCCUCCUAUGAGGAGGCCACCUCUGGAGAUGGGCUGAAGUCAGGGACCUUCCCCCAAGCCCCUACAGCUGUGCCCCUCCAUCCAAGCUGGGCCUAUGUGGACCCCAGCAGCAGUUCCAGCUACGAAGCUUUCCCCACAGGAAACCAUGAGCUCUUCACCACCUUCAGCUGGGAUGACCAGAAAGUUCGCCGGCUCUUCAUCAGAAAGGUCUAUACCAUCCUGUUGGUUCAGCUGCUGGUGACCUUGGCUGUUGUGGCUCUCUUUACCUUCUGUGACGUCGUGAAGGACUACGUCCAGGCCAACCCAGGCUGGUACUGGGCAUCCUAUGCCGUGUUCUUUGCAACCUACCUUACUCUGGCUUGCUGCUCUGGACCCAGGAGACAUUUCCCUUGGAACCUGAUUCUGCUGGCCAUCUUUACCCUGUCCAUGGCCUAUCUCACUGGGAUGUUGUCCAGUUACUACAACACUACUUCUGUGCUGCUGUGUCUGGGAAUCACGGCCCUCGUCUGCCUCUCAGUCACCAUCUUCAGCUUCCAGACCAAGUUUGACUUCACCUCCUGCCAGGGUGUGUUGUUUGUGCUGCUCAUGACCCUUUUCUUCAGUGGACUCCUCCUAGCCAUCCUCCUGCCCUUCCAAUACGUCCCCUGGCUCCAUGCCGUCUAUGCCGUGUUAGGAGCAGGCGUGUUUACAUUGUUCCUGGCAUUUGAUACCCAGUUGCUAAUGGGUAACCGUCGCCACUCACUGAGUCCCGAGGAGUAUAUUUUUGGAGCCCUCAACAUUUAUUUAGACAUUAUCUAUAUCUUCACCUUCUUCCUGCAGCUUUUCGGCACCAGCAGGGAAUGAGGAGACCUCCCCAUCCCUACGUUCCUCCAGAGAACGUCCCUUCCCUGUCCUGUGACCCCUCUGUGCUCCUGCAAGUCCAGACAUAAACGUGCUGCAGCCAGCUCGUGAGCGGUCGCUCUCUCCUGCAGCCAGCCCUCUGUAGCUUGUACAUACGCCAUCCUUGGGGCCCGACAGACCUGAGGCCACACCAACCCCGCGGUGCCCCUGACACCCAAUUACAUCCUCCAAGUGGGACAGUCAUGGCUGAGAGCACCUCUGGAUUUGCAGACCCAGGGAAUGAGUGGGAGGAAGCCCCCUCAGAGGUGGGAAGGAGACCCCAGAAACCUGGCUGCAACUGUGACCCCACCAAACCUGUUCUAGGAUUUUACUUCUUCUCUCAGGUUGUAAGGGCAAAGACUGAGGGGACAGACUGGAACAUAAGGACCGGGCACCGGGUGUGGGGGUGAAGCUGUCCCAGGCUGCCCCUCUCUCGGCUGUUAGGACCAGUGGCUUGUUCUAGAGACCUGGACAAUUAUAAAAGGAGUAGGGAUGCUUCCAUUGCUUUCCUCAGUUUGCCCUCCCG